UCACGACGAUGGUGUGUUAAACAUUUCUGUGUGCUCGUGUUUGUCUGUCGAUCUCAAUUUUGCAAUACCAAGACUUGUACAUAUUAUUUUAAAUAUAUAACAAUAUAUAACCAGUUUCAGAGUUAAAAAAAUUCUCCCAGCGACUAGUUGUGCGUGCAGAAAGACAGAGCAUCGCGAGCAGCGAAAGAGAGCGAACAUCGUCGGACUCGGAAAGUCGGAAAGUCGGAACUCGAACUGAAAAACUGAGCGUCGUGUGUUGCGCAGGCAAUCUUAAUUAAUUUAUUUACGUCUAUAUUGAUUUUUUAAAGUAACAGCCACAGCCACAGUUAGCCAUAAUAGCCAGCUAGAAAGCGAAGGCAGGCGCAGGGCGGAGCGAAGAGCGCGCGUUUUAAUAGGUAUAAAAUAUAUAAAAAUACACACUAAACCAAACCUGACGGGAAUCUAAAUAUUUCGAGGUUGAAGGUGAAACUGGAGGAGGAAUGGAGCACCUGUCGCACUUGUAUCCACCGCAACUGCCGAAGGGGCGUGGCCGGCCUCGGGCCACUUACGCCCAAACGGGCGAAUUCGAUCUGGGUCUGAUCCGGGAAUACCGAUCGCACCCAGUGCUCUACGAUCGGACUAACAAGCGGUUCAAGGACAAGCUGUAUGUGGCCCAAAUAUGGGAUCAGAUGGCCCACAAGCUGGGCUAUGAUGCCACCAGUUUGAGGGAGCGUAUGACCACGCUGAGGAAUCGCUAUAAUAUCGAGAAGCGACGCGUCGAAAACGGCCUUUCAACACAGGCUUCGCAAUGGCCCCUCUUCGAGAGCCUCCAGUUUCUGGGGGAUCACAUUCGCCCCAGGCGCAGCUUUAAGAACAUGAGCAUGAAGGAGGACGACGAGGAGCCCUACGAGGUGGACGACUGCCAGAGCGACAGCAACGGGCAUAUGGCGAGCGUCAAGGACGAACUGGAGGACGACUGCGAGAUUUUCGAUUGCGAGCAGGCACUGCCCGUGACCACAGUGCUGGGGAUUCCCCUGAACACCUCGGACGAAGCCAACAAGAGCCAGCGCUCCAUGAACGGGGAAAUGGCCAAUGGCAAGGGCUACAAUCACUUUGCGGAAAGCUAUCAGCGACGACAUCAAAACCAGCCGGAGUACAUCAUCAGUAGUCCGAUAAUCAACAAUCCCAAUAAAGGCAUUAAGCGCGGAGCCCAGCCGUCGGACGAUCAUCCGUCGAAGCGCCGGGCAGACGACGGUCUCUCGAUAUCCGGUUUCUAUCCCGCACAGCCCCAGGCUCCGUUGCCGCCGGCGUAUGCCAAGUUCCGGGGAUUCGGCGAGUUCAUGUGCCACUCCCUGUGCGACAUGCCGGCGCCCACUGCCCUGCGUCUGGUGCAGAAGUUCACCCGCGAACUGGUCCAGACCUCCAUUCGCAGCGAGGGCAGCGGCAGCAAACGGAAGCCCGAUCAGGUCGAUCCGGUCGACCAGAGCAGCGAGUCGCAGGAGGAGGACGAGUAGAUUUUAAGUUGCACUUUUUAAUUACGGGUAGGGAUAUUGGCACGCGUGUCUACGUCUAUGCAUAAUAAGCAUAUAAUAGCCGCAUUAAUGACAGAAUUCGAUUACUCCAUAUAUGUUUUAAUUAUACUCUUUUAAGUCUUCUAGCCUCGCAGUAACGGGGGUGGAAGAUCCAAGCAUUUCAUUUAUUAACAUAAUGGACAAAAUACACUUA
This is a messenger RNA of Drosophila takahashii, 1704 nucleotides long. It is a transcript of the gene jigr1, whose product is annotated as jing interacting gene regulatory 1. The record is from RefSeq and is a predicted model, not a curated record. NCBI's taxonomy places the organism in Eukaryota, Metazoa, Arthropoda, Insecta, Diptera, Drosophilidae.